This is a messenger RNA of Misgurnus anguillicaudatus (oriental weatherfish), 2305 nucleotides long. RefSeq names its product zinc finger, C3HC-type containing 1 (gene zc3hc1). Gene Ontology annotation, cellular component: nucleus. The record is from RefSeq and is a predicted model, not a curated record. Lineage: Eukaryota; Metazoa; Chordata; Actinopteri; Cypriniformes; Cobitidae. Gene Ontology annotation, molecular function: zinc ion binding.
AGCGGGAGGUUUUAGCGACACACACCGAACAUGGCGGCGCUCGGCAGCCGUGCAAAUCGGCCAGAAAAUGGUGAAAAACAAAACAAAUCCCCUCUCGUUUCACCUUUAAAAGUACGAGAACUUCUCAACGAAGGAGUCGCCUCGGAAGACAGCGUGUUACAGUGUUCACAGCAGGAUCCAAACACAUUGUCUCCAAAUGGCCUUGGCAAAGCUCCUUGUGAGGCAGCGAACAAAGAAGCAUUUUUCUUCAGAGUAGAGUCAUACUCAUGUCUGAAAUGGGCUGGAAAGCCUCGCAUCCUCUCGCCGCUCAGAUGUGCACGAUACGGCUGGAUCAAUGUAGACUGCGACAUGUUGAAGUGUUCCAGUUGCCAGGCUUUCCUCUGUGCAACCAUCCAGCCAACACUGGACUUCCAGAAAUACGAGGGAAGGAUUUCGGAGUUGUUAGAGCAACUUCAAACGCAACAUGAGAAAUUCUGUUCUUGGCCGGAUUUUCCAUGUCCAGAUCGUUUCUGGAUGGUUCCUAUUAAUGAACCUACAGUUCUUCUUAGUGCCUUCAUAGAGCGUUUCAAGAGUGCUUGUCCUCUGGAACAGCAGCUGCCUGCUAUGAAGCCAGAGCAGCUCAAAGCUAUGACCUUGACUGAAGAUGUUAUAAGUGUCCUUCUGCAGCUGAUUGAAGAUGAGCAGGUGAAGCAAGGAGGUUCUCCAUCUAAAGUUGCAUCAGAUGCGCUCUCUGUACAAGUGGCAGCAUGCAUUGUAGCCCUUUGUGGUUGGACAGCCAGCCCCUCACUUCAAGCUAUGAAUCUGCCCAUCCUUACCUGUUCAUAUUGCAUGAGAAAGGUAGGGCUAUGGAACUUCUUUCAGAUGGAUAGCGUUUUUGGAGAGGGUGAAAACCCUCCGCAGUCCCCUGCAUCUACUACUUCGCUGACUUCAACUCAUAGUGCUGCUGGUGAGAAGGGGACACCCACAUCACCGUCGCAAUCUCCCACGCCAUGUCGCAUGAAGCUGCGAAGUCAGGACUCUCUGCGGUCUGAACAGGCAGAGAACACCUCAUCCCCCCUGUUUGCCCGCACCAGAACCAGGGAGUCGCCUGUCCCUCAAGAUGAGCUACCCAGCCCUCUACCCAGGGGCAAAAGGCCCAUGACCCGAGGCAGGGGUCAAGGAGAGAAUCCUACAGCUGCAGUGCCUUCUAGCCCACAGCGGAAAUCAAAACGUCCUCGCCUCUCCUCUUCUAGUGGCCCAGAAGGGCCCUUGCACAGGAAUGUUUUUGACCCAAUAGCCCAACACAGAGAUUGGUGUCCUUGGGUGUGUGUUGAACAAGAGCAGGGGAAUCUAGAUGGCUCUUCUUUGGUAGGAUCGGAAGCAGAACUCCCUCAACCUGGGUGGAAAGCUGCACUGAAUCUCUUCUUAUCCAUGAAAAGGAGCAUCAGCCCAAUAGGAACCAGUCCAUCUCAGGGUCCACAUGACAAAUCGAAAAAAGUGUUCUCCAUAUUCCGACAAUGGCAAGUAUCCUACCCACCCCAAUAGGUUUUGGUUUGGAAACAGAACUGGGAAGCUCUAGUCAUGUUGUUCUAGUGGUACUUUCCUUGAUCGCGAUGACGGUAGUAUGUUUCUCGAUCUGCUCGAGCCUUGUUUACAGAAUUUGGUUUGGUUGUGAAAGAGACUGAAAAUCAACACGGAUCAAGCGACCUAUGUUGACAGAACUUUCUUUGGAGUAUAAAAGACUAAAAGAGUUCUUCUGAGAAGUUGUAACCUUAUCACACUGUUUUGACUUUGGGCCUGGCCAUGUGGUGACAUCAGUAUACUUUAAAUCUGCGGUCAUCAAAAGAACAGGGACUGACACUCUUUAUAUCAUAUGGAUGGCCAAAUAGUCCUCGCCUUUUUUCUGGGCAUGUUUUAUAGGAUCAGACCUGUCUUAAAUUUAGGAAAGCUUUAGUUAACUCCUAGAUCUACACUGGAAGACGUGCUAGUUGUAUCAUUGCUGGACAUUUUUCAGAUUUUUGUUUAGCUAAAGAAAAUCUACAGAUUGCAGAUUUUUGUGUAUGUGUGUUUUUUUUAAUAUAUGUUUAGAAUAAUGACUUUCAUAAAUGUGAAUGGGCUCUGAACAACAUUUUAUUUUUCUCACUUUUGUUUUUAAGAUGUUUUUCACACUCUUAAAUGCAAAUGGUUGAUAAUAUAGAUAUGUCAUAAUUUGAAAAGUGAUGUAAAUUGUUUGGUUUUCAGCCACCUGUAUAAUGCAUGUAAAUCUGAGUUCAUCUCUAUUACAAAAUGUAAUAAACAUACUCCCUUUGGUGGUUUUCACAAUGUU